Messenger RNA from Paramecium octaurelia, 1755 nucleotides. The record is from the annotation of a GenBank genome assembly. Lineage: Eukaryota; Ciliophora; Oligohymenophorea; Peniculida; Parameciidae.
AUGAUAUUUAUUUUGUUAUAAACAGUUUUAGCAAAACAACUUACUAAUCUUACAACUCACGUUCUAUUCAAUAAAAUAUCUGAGUCUGAAUAAGUCAACAUAGUAGUGACAUAGUAAUUAAACAUUAGAGACUACCCAUAAGCAAAGUACGUGAUUGAUGCUAAAUUGGAAUCAGAAUAAAAGGGAAGCUCUUGUUUUGUCAAAUAAGGAUCAAUACAAUUCGGAGAUUACUCAUAAUAUAGUUAAAAAAUAUUCGAAUUGCCUAACAUAGAAAGUAACGAUCCAGAAUUACUACUAAACAUCCCUGUUUUGUUGAAUAUGGUACAUAUUAAAAAAGCUUUUGCCAUAGUGACAAGCAAUAAUCAACUAUUACUCUAUAAAGUCAAUAAAAACACAUCUAACAUCGUGGGACAUGAAAUUCAAUUGGAAGCCAACCACUCCUUUCAACAUCUACGUUAAUGGGCAAAAAUAAUUGAACCACCACAAAUUAUAUACACUGAUUAAACACAAUACAUUUAUUUGAUCUAUAGAAAUUAAAUACUUGGAGGAAAGGUGAACUAUGACAAUUUAGGCUCAUUUGUUCUGAGAAAUAUUACGAAUUAGGGAUUUGAAAAUGAUAACAAUUAUUUAGGUCAAGUCAAGGUGUUUGGUUGGCAUGUGUUUGUUCCAGUAGGAGUUGAGGGAUUAGACAUUUAUCAAUAUGAAGAAAAUGGGGAACUCACUAUCAUAGGGAAUAUGAAUUCGACUACUUUUUACAAUAAAAUAAAUAAUGUUAAGAUAGUUGAUGUGGCAUUCGGAGGAUAUGAAAAUGAAAAGUACAUGUAUGUCCUUGAUCAAUUAAGAGGGAUCACAAGAUUUAUUAUCACAUCUAAUUCAUCUGGAUUUGCAGCCUAAUUAGAUACUGAUUUAGGUUUUAUAGAUAUAUCUCAUGGCACUACUUUAGCAGAACAUAAUAACAGUUUUAUCUUAGUUUUAUAAGAAAGAGGAGUUAUCAACACUCUAGUUGAAAUAGGUCUAUAUCAAAAUGACUGGUUUAAAGUGAAGGUUCAUUAUUUGACAGGUAUCUAUUCAGAAAUAGAUAUCUUACCUGAAUUCACUAUUUUAAGAGGAAAGGAUGAACACAGAAUAAUUAGAACUGGCAUUUACGAGAAAUUUGAACCAACCUUUGUUUUCACAUAAAAGGAUAAUUUAUAUUAGGAGAGACAGAAUUCCUUUUAUGAAGAGUAUGUCUUUAUACCAAGUCUAAUAACCAUGGAUUUCUAUGAUGUAGACAAAGGAGCUCUUAACAUUACAAACAACUUUAAUUAUAAUAUUACAAACUCAUUCUUGAUCGGCAUUACUUCUUAAUCAAUUGUGUAUAUGCCAUAUAUAAUUGAAAAUCCUUACAUCAGAUGCAACCCAAGAACUAAUAGAUCUAUAGGAAGAUCUUUUGAUUAUAAAUUAAGCAUUAAUGCAACUCAUUGUCCAUAAAAGGAAAAGCUGACAGGCAUUCCUCCUUAAUUAAUUUUAUGCUAAUACGUAGAUUAAUUCAAUCUUAAAAUAAUAAAUGGGGAUGGCUUCAUUUAUAAUACAGAAACCUUGGCCUCCAUCAUGAUGGGAUUCAUAGUGCUCUUAAUAAUAUUGUCUAUAUUGUUGGCUUACUUAUAUUCAAGAUAUAGAGUAAAGAAAACUGCCUUAUAAAAUGAUAUAUAAGGGUUUGGCGAAACUAUUAAUCGAGAAGGAUAUGACAUGGGUCAAUAGUAUUCGUAAUCGUGA